AAAGACAGAACAGUGGAAGGAAUCGCAGGGAAUCCACAUGAUGAGCCGAUGAUGAAGUCAAAUGCAGACAUCGAUCCAUGGACGACGAUUCAACAAUUGUUAGUUGCACUCCAGGAGACCAGGAGGCCGGCCACACUUUGACAUGCAUACAAUAUAUAUGGAAAUAAUCCUGGCCGGAUGCUAUAAAUUCCGGCACCUUGCUUCGUUCUCAGCACACGGUGACAGCCUCCUCUAGCUAGCUAGCUCGACGCCUUCGUUCCUCGUCGGCGUGGACGCUGCCUCAGCCAAAAAAUUCUCCGAUUGAUUGAUUGGCUCUCUCUUAGCUUCCUCAUCCUCGUCCUCCUCUAUGGCAGUGGAAGGAAUGGUGUGGUGCCCAAACAACACGUGGGAUCGUCAGCUCCGGCAGCCGGACGACGAUGCCUCGCCGGGGGAGAAGGAGCGCCCGCAUGCCUUCAUCGGGGUGCGCCCGCGGCCGUGGGGCACGUUCGCCGCCGAGAUCCGGGACUCCACGCGCAGGGGCGCCCGCGUGUGGCUCGGCACAUUCGACACCCCGGAAGCCGCCGCGCUCGCCUACGACCAGGCCGCCUUCUCCGCGCGCGGCGCCGCCGCCAUCCUCAACUUCCCCGUGGAGCGCGUGCGGGAGUCGCUGGGGCCGCUCGCGCUCACCGGAGGCGCAGGGGGCUCCCCCGUCCUCGCGCUGAAGCGGCGGCACUCCAAGCGCAGGCACAGGCAGCGCAAAAAGCUCUCCCGGUCUGUUGUGACCACCACCACCAGCAAGGAUCUGAUCAGCAAGCAGCAGCGGCAGCCGCCACGCCAUUGCUCCGACGUGCCAAGCUUGUCUUCGGGCGUAGUAGCCAUGGCGGUGCCGCAGCAUCAUGCUGUGACGGUGCGCUGCGGCGUUCUGGAGCUCGAGGACCUCGGCACUGAUUACUUGGACGAGCUCCUCCGGGCAUCAUGCGAGCUGACUGCAGGUUGAUCAAAUCAUGAUGUGGUCUGCACGGGUUAAAUAUUUCAAGAUAAAUAAAUAAUUGAAAGAGACAUCCACAUGCAAUUCUACACCUUUACACCAAACUAAUUACUUGGACGUAUGAUUUUUUUUUACUAAACGUGAUUCAGUAAUAUAGAUAUUCGAUUCAAUAAUUUCU
Panicum hallii is the source of this 1145-nucleotide messenger RNA. RefSeq names its product ethylene-responsive transcription factor ERF094-like. Lineage: Eukaryota; Viridiplantae; Streptophyta; Magnoliopsida; Poales; Poaceae. Gene Ontology annotation, biological process: regulation of DNA-templated transcription; ethylene-activated signaling pathway. Gene Ontology annotation, molecular function: DNA-binding transcription factor activity; DNA binding. Bases 347 to 976 code for a protein of 209 amino acids. The transcript has a single exon. The record is from RefSeq and is a predicted model, not a curated record.